AUAAUUUGACACAUUUAUCAACUUUUUAUAAUGAUUUUACGCGUUUUACACAUUUUUAUACAUAUUUAUUUAAUUUUCUUAACUUUACCACCAAAUAUAACCGCAAAUGGUACAUCAUUCACCGUUGGAACAGUUUUAUUCACUCCAUCUGACAUACAAAGAGAAUGCUGGACACAAGAAAACAUGGCGCUGCUUACAACACGGAUGUUAAUGGCGAAUCUCAUGCCGCACACGGAGAAAAUCAAAGCGGACGAUGAUUCUUUCGUCUCGGAUAUCAUCGAAUACUUUCGUUUGCUGCUGGAAGUAAUUAGGUCGAAUACCAGUGGAAAAACGAAGCAUAUUAUGUUGUUAGCUGCUACAGAUACAAUGGGAGGUUAUAUGAAACAUUUAGUUGUGCCCAUAUCUAAAUACGCGUAUUAUGCUGGUAAUAUACAGUAUGCUAGUAUUAUCAGGUUGUAUCAGUUGUAUGAUGAGUUGAAGAACUUUCUAAGGACCAAUGGUGAUGGAUGGGCGAAACCAUGGCGGAAUGCAGGGAGGCAUAUUCAGGCGAAGAGUAUUUCGGUGCAGUCGCCGUCACCUACGAGUGAUCCUUGUAAAGGGAUUAUUUAUUACAAGCAUACGCCGACUAUGUCUUCUGUCCGAAAAGCCGAACACACUGAAACAAAAUCAUGCGGAAUGGACGUCCCACUCCCCUUCUUCGACUCCAAAACCCACCCGGCUGCCAUUGCUGUCCCCUUUCGCACAUUCGGCCUGCGCAACCUGGAAUCUCGUGUCUCUGCAUACAUCCUAGUAAAAUACUUCGUCGCCGUGAGUAAAUGUAUGGCUGCCCGCAACACAAACGACGAAGACGUGCACAAAUUCAACGCGAACAUCUUCUCCUUCAUUGUGUCGAAAGUAAUGCCGCAUUUGGGCGAUGAGAAAUUCUACGCUGCGUUCGGCGGUGUGCUGCGCAUAUUACAAACUGUGACGGAGACAACCAAAGCCAAAGGGCACGCCAUUGGGAAUAUUAAUAUCAUGCCGGAGACACAGGAUAGGGAACCGCCUGAUAUGAAAGAGGAUGAGGAUAUUGCGCUGUCGAAAGGUGGAAGUGGUGGGAGUAAGAAAAAUGGCGACAAGCGUUCACGUAAUAAUUUAAUUCUUCUGGCGGCGUUGGCUACGAUUAUUGUGUGGUUCUGUUUGGGUGCAGCGUUUGUUUGUUGUCGGAUUAAGGCUGGAAAGAUGCGCGAUGAUAAGUCGGUGAAUGAUGAUGAGAAUGUGUGCAGAGAGAGUACCUGUCCGGUUUUGUCUGCGCCCACGUCUGCUUCGGCGACUGAUAAUGAACAUCACAAUGAGCAUCAUACUAAAGUAUUAUACAGCGUAAAACGCCCCAAGAAGAAAGAACCCAAACGCAAAGAACCAAAAUCCACAUCAUCUCACAAAAGCAACAAAUCCUCCUCCAAAAGCUCCAAAUCUCAAAAAUCUGGCCUAACCAACACCACCGAAAUGGACAGCGAAACAAUCGAAUCGCCAUCCCUUAUAUCCCGCACACCAUCAUCCACCAACAACUCCCCUGUAGUCCUCCAAGCCCGCGCCCCAACCAGAGACCGCCCUGGUCCCAACAAAGACCGCGUCUAUUCCUUUACACAAAUACGCGGAAAUUCAUUCGAAAAAGAACCGGAAAUGACCCGCGAAGAUUCCAUGCUCGAAAGACGUUUAUCAGUCAACAGGGAAAGAAGACGACAAACUGAAGAAGAAGAACGAGAAGAAAUAGAAGAAGAAUUCGAGCAGGAACGCGAAGUGGAUGAAGAAGAGCGUGAAACUGAACGAAUACAAGAAGAAGAAGAGCCUACACGUGAUGAAACCAACGAUAGGCCACCACAGUUACAAGUGCACAGUGUGCAAUAUUAUCCGCCUACAUUCGCUUGUCACACGAGUAUGACUGGAAAAAUUAAACUGGACUCUACUUCAGAGGACUACACGUCACGUGAUGAUGAUAAGAGGCCGUAUGUGUUUGGGUAUGACUUCCAGACGACGUCAGACGAGACUACACCUAGAGAUCCUACGACUGAUGGGGAGAAUGAUAUGGCUGGAAAUAUGUCUAGAUAGAUGUUUUUUCUAGAAAUAUAUUAAUAUUUUGUGUUUUUUUAUGAUUUACGAUUAAACUAUACAAAGGAUUUUUAUGAAAUUUUAAGGGCUGAUGAAUAAUUUAUGUAUGUUUAAUAUAACGUUGAAAUAAUGUCAAUAUUGUAAUUUGUUUAUUUUUUAUUGAUUUUUUAAGGUGAAAAAGUAUGGAUUUUUGAUGUUUUUCUUUAAUAUCUUGAUGAGUAUUAUUUUUUCUUGUAUUGUGUAAAUUUUAUAAUAAACUAUAUUUUAUUAUCUA
Dalotia coriaria is the source of this 2359-nucleotide messenger RNA. RefSeq lists its product as uncharacterized. The transcript has 7 exons. The record is from RefSeq and is a predicted model, not a curated record. NCBI's taxonomy places the organism in Eukaryota, Metazoa, Arthropoda, Insecta, Coleoptera, Staphylinidae. The coding region runs from base 31 to 2085 and encodes 684 amino acids.